CCGAGGAGCCGCCAGUAGGUGAGGGCGCGCCGUCCGGGCGGCUGCGGCAGAGCCGGCUCAGGCCGGGGGCCUGCGGGGCCGCGGGGCGCGGGUGCCUCGUCGGAGAGUGUUCGCUCCGCAGGGUGUCAUUGUGCGUCCGUCCCCGGCGCGGGGCGAGUGGCCGCGGCGAGGGCGCGCUCUUGGGGGCCGGGCGCCGCUCGGGGCCGGGCUGUGAGGGGCGAUGCGCGCGGGCUCGGAGCCCCAGCGGCCGCCGUGGUCAUCCUCGGGGGACUGUGUCGGGGCCUGUGUCGCGGUGUGUGCCCAGGGCCCCAGCCAGUGCCCAGCCCCGCUGGGAGCCCCGGCCAGCACCACGGACGGCACCCAGGAAGCCCGAGUUCCCCUGGACGGGGCCUUCUGGAUCCCGAGGCCCCCGGCAGCUUCGCCCAAGGGCUGCUUCGCCUGCGUGUCCAAGCCCCCCGCCCUGCAGGCUCCAGUGGCCCCCGGGCCUGAGCCCUCAGCCUCACCCCCCAUGGCACCCACCCUGUUCCCCAUGGAGUCCAAGAGCAGCAAGACAGACAGCGUGCGGGCCACCAGCGCCCCCCAGGCCUGCAAGCACCUGGCGGAGAAGAAGACCAUGACGAACCCCGCGACGGUCAUCGAGGUCUUCCCGGACACCACGGAGGUGAACGACUACUACCUGUGGUCCAUCUUCAACUUCGUCUACCUCAACUUCUGCUGCCUGGGCUUCAUCGCCCUGGCCUACUCCCUCAAAGAGGAGGGGUGACGUCACUGCUGGAGACCUUCUUGUCCGAGCCCCUUGCAGGGAACCCGAUGCCAGGCAGGCACUCAGAGGGAGGCCGUGACAGACAGACGGGGGUGCCGACCCCCAGCCACUGCUCC
Messenger RNA from Physeter macrocephalus (sperm whale), 879 nucleotides. It is a transcript of the gene IFITM10, whose product is annotated as interferon induced transmembrane protein 10. The transcript has 3 exons. Gene Ontology annotation, cellular component: plasma membrane. Lineage: Eukaryota; Metazoa; Chordata; Mammalia; Artiodactyla; Physeteridae. The coding region runs from base 221 to 763 and encodes 180 amino acids. The record is from RefSeq and is a predicted model, not a curated record.